AUGUUAACUUUAACCCAUGUUGGAUUUAAAAAGGGUGACACGACUCCAUGCUACUGGGUGUUAACACAGUCAGUUCUUUCGUUAUACUCAAAUAAAGAAAGUUAUAAUGAUAUGAAACCUCCUAUUAAUUCUUUUGUUAUAGAAGAAAUAGAAACUGUUACCAUUGAAAAACUAACACCCUCAAUUAAUGUAUUAAUUGUUAAAGAUAAAAACGAAACAAUUGAGCUAUUAGGAAGUGAGCCUUUAUUAAAUGAUUGGGUUAAUCAAAUCAAUAUUCUUAUAACUCAAGCUCAACUUAUUAUGUCAUCCAAAGUUAUAAAUCAAAAUGAAAAUAGUUAUGAAUACCUUCCUAAUCUCAUAGAUUCUAGUUAUAUGGUUUUUAUUUCUUUUUUAUCUAUUCAACUUGAAGAAUUAUCUUCUUAUUAUUUACUUUGUUUUAAUCCAACACAAAAAUUUAAAGUGGAAAUAUCUCCUAGUGGUGUAAAGAAAGAUAAAAAAAUAAUAUUUCCAAUUGAAAAGACAUGUUAUAUCUCAUUAUCAUCAUAUCUUUUUAUUACACUAAUCAAAAAAAAUUCAACAAAGAAAGAAGAAAAAAUAGCAAAGGCUAUUGUCCAUAUGUCCUCACUUCCAAAAAAUGUUGUUUAUUUGUCAAGAGUUAAAUUAGAACAAGACUCAUUGGAGAUUGGUGAACUUCAAUUAUCAGUGGAAAUAAAAAAGAAAUUAAUUAAUGAGAUUGAAUCACCGGAUAUUCUUCAACAUAAAAUAAUUAAAAAAGGUUAUUGUUAUAACCCAGAAAGAAAAAGUUAUUAUAUUGUUCCUAAAGAAGUUCCUAAAAAUAAAGAAGAAUUUAAAGGAAUUAUUUGUGGAAUUGGAAAAAUAGAACAUGUGCCAUUCGACCUUGAUUUAGAAGAUUAUUUUAUGAAAGAGAAAGCUACAACAGAAAAUUUUGAAAAUAUCCCAUUAAGUGGAACUAUAACUCAACAAUACCCAAAAGAUGAACGAUUAUUAGAUGAAUUAUGGAUGUUUUGUUUCCCUAAUGGAAUGAAGGCAAGUCAACAAAAAAGACCUUUUGAAAAAAGAAUUUUUGAAAUAACAAAUUCAAAAGGAAAAGAGCGAUAUGGUCUUGUUUUUAUUAUUGAUAGAAAGGUUAGUGAUAAUGAAUUAAAGGAUAUUAAUAAAUGGGUUGAAACAACAGAUGAAUGGUAUGUACCAGAAGCAAUAUUUAUUGUUAGUGAACAACAAUUAUUUGAAGAAAUGAGUGAGUGGUUAAAAAAUAUUAUUGAAAACAAUGAAAAUAGAGAAGAACAAUUUGUUCAACUUUAUACAACCCCACAAAUAAGGUGUGGAGAACAUAAAGAGAUUAUAAUAAAUGAAAUGAAAAUGGUUAUUGAAAAAGAAUAUAAAGGAGAUAUUAAACAAACUGAAUUAGAAUUAUCUGAGUUAUUCUACCAUUUUAGAAUCUCAGAAAUCAUUGACAUUUGGAGUGAAAUAAUUGUGUCUGAAAGAAUUGUAUUUACCUGUAAGAAUUAUAACACCCUUGUAAAAACUAUUGAAAUAUUUAAAAUUUUACUUUUUCCAUUAGAGUGGGUUUGUAUUUCAAUUGCAUUACUUCCUCGGUUAUUACUUAAUCAAUUGACAUCUCCAUUCCCUUAUAUAAUGGGAGUUCCCAGUGAAUAUUUCAAAGAAGCAGAAGAAAUAGUCAAAGAUGAAGAUGUUAUUAUUGUAGAUAUUGAUAAAGGAAGUGUUGAAUUAAUGAAAAAAAAGAAAGAAAUUAUCAAACUACCAACAACAGUUAGAACAAUAUUGACAAAUGAUAUCGAAUGGUGUUUAAACCAACUUAUUGAAAAAAAAUUAACUAAAAGAAUUUUUAAUGAAUAUGUCCAAUUGUGUUUUGUUAAAGGAAUGAGUUUGUUAAUGAAAGGAUAUGAAGAACAUCUUGGAAUUAUGAAAAUCACAGAAAAUGAUAAUGUCUGUUUAUUUGAAGAUGAAUUUAUUAGAGAAAGAAGUGUAGAUGAACAUAGUUUUUUAAAAGAAAUGAUGAAAACACAAAAUGUAGUGUUUUACAUUGAAAAUACUUUAAAGAAUGUUGUAAAUCUCUGUAAUGAAUUUAUUGAUAAAAAUAUAUAUUUACUAUCAAUUAAAAAAAUUAUUCAAAAGUAUGGAAAAGAUGAAAAAAAACUAUUUCAACCAUUAUUAUGGAAACCAAAAAAUGAGAAAUAUUCGAAAAAAAAAUACAAUGGAAAGAUGAUAUUCAUAAAAUCCCAUAUAAUUAAAGAAAAUACCAUUAUUAAAGGUUAUUCUUAUAUUUUAUCUUUUAUUCAAAGACACAACCAUGCAAAAAAUAAUGAAAUUAAAUUAGAUGGAUUUAAAAAUUGGGUUGAUAAAAAGAAAGAUAGAAUCCAAUUUUUAUUAACAUUCAACAAAUCCAAGAAAAAAUUAAAUAAAAUAAGAGAAACUAUUAACUUAAGAGAAACAGAAUUAAAAGAAAUUUUAACCAUAUUAAAUUAUUCAAGUCUAAAAAGUGAGACAGAUCAAGACGAAGAAUCAAUAAGUUAUAUUAUUAUAUUAUGUGAAGGAAUGAGUUAUGGAAAUGGAUGUAAUGACUUACUCCCAAAAAUCAUAAAAAGAGGUAUAAUGAAUCAACUGAAAGUCUGGAACAGAGUUGCUAAGAAAAUGAUUGACACUUCUAAAAAAGAAAUUAGCGGGUAUAAUGGGUUAUUUACAUUAAACCAAAUUAAAUGUGAUAAAGAGAGGUACCAAGAAUUUUGUGAUAAAGAAUAUGAUAAAAUUAUUAGUACAAUUCAUACAUUAGUUAAGGUUAUGUUAUCUAUCAAAGUCCCGAAAAACAUUAUUGAUAAAUUAUGUGAAAAUUGUUAUGCAAUAUUGUGUUUAACUGAAUCUCAACGUAAAGAAAUAAAUGUUCUUGUAUCAAAUAUAACUGAAGUUUAUUAA
Messenger RNA from Entamoeba dispar SAW760, 2952 nucleotides. RefSeq lists its product as uncharacterized. The coding region runs from base 1 to 2952 and encodes 983 amino acids. The record is from RefSeq and is a predicted model, not a curated record. Lineage: Eukaryota; Evosea; Mastigamoebida; Endamoebidae. Gene Ontology annotation, cellular component: cytoplasmic vesicle. Gene Ontology annotation, biological process: regulation of Rab protein signal transduction. The transcript is spliced from 2 exons.